AGCCGCGCCAUGGAGCUUCCCUCCCUCUGACACCGCUCCCCGGCGGGACGGAACAGCGCGGCGGGAGCGGGGCUGCGGGGGCGCACCCCGCGGCGAGCUCGGCAGCGGCGGGAGCCACUAGCCCCGCACCGGCACCGGGACUGCCCCGGGAACGGCUCACCUUUGCCUGCCGUUAACGAGCGUGUAAUUUGGGGUUAAUGGAGCUGGGUUUAUUGUUCCUCUUUGGACUUACAGUUACGUCGACUGCAGGGUGGGCGCUGCCCCGCGCCCCGCCGCAGCCGCCCGGGGCCCCGCGCCCGGCGGCGCUGGGGCAGAGGCAGCGGGAGGAGAGCGGGGCGGCGGCGCUGCCCGGCGGCGGCAGGGCCCGGGCGGACGGCGGGGCGGCGCGGCGGCGGGCCCGGCGCUGCACUUGCUACACCUACAAGGACAAGGAGUGCGUCUACUACUGCCACCUCGACAUCAUCUGGAUCAACACCCCCGAGAGGACUGUGCCAUAUGGGCUCUCUAACUUCAGAGGCAGUUUUAGAGGCAAAAGGUCUACAGGCCAGAUGCAAAGCACUUUCCAGCCUUCCUUUCGGUGUUCUUGUUUGGAUGCUCACGACAAACAGUGUAUGCAGUUUUGCAGAAGAAUGCAAGACAGAAGAAGAAAUCAUGGAUCACUAAAAAAGACAGAGGAGAAAGACCAAUGCAAAGAAGAGGAACACGCUUUCUUUCAAUAGCGUAGAGAGUUCGGAGGAUUCUGAAGAGUCAGCUCAGAAGCAAGACUACAGCUCUCCCUUGAGAUGGACAACCGUGACGCUUCAGUCUGAUGCCACGGAGAACUCAGCUGUGUGCGACACUUCCAUUUCGGCAACACCGCGCUGAGGGCACGUGAACCUGUACGAAGCAGCUUUCUCCCACGCUGCCCUCGCCAGAGUCUCAGUACAGGAUAAUCUUUAUCAGGUAACCUGGCAGGGAAUGAAUCACCGGUGAAGAAAACUUCCAAGGCAGAUCCGAGCUUCGGCAACACAAAGUUUCAAGGAACAUUUUUCUACGUGAUUUAAAAAAGUACAACAGAAAUCUACUGUUCCACUUACUGUUUGCUGUAUGUCUGAAGAAUCCAUCCACAGCUUUAUGCAGGCAACUGUAAAAGGAGAAUGUGAUGAGUUAGAGAGGGGUUGCUUAUACAUGAGUUCUCAUUAAGAAUAAACAGAUACAAAAUAUUUCUCUCGUUAAUGUAUGCAAGCCUGAAUCAUCAUAUUGUAACUGCGUGGCAGAUAUUUAAAUGACAGUAUCUAUGCAGAAUAAAU
Messenger RNA from Chroicocephalus ridibundus (black-headed gull), 1289 nucleotides. It is a transcript of the gene EDN3, whose product is annotated as endothelin 3. Gene Ontology annotation, cellular component: extracellular region. Bases 198 to 719 code for a protein of 173 amino acids. Gene Ontology annotation, biological process: intracellular calcium ion homeostasis; vein smooth muscle contraction; regulation of vasoconstriction. The transcript is spliced from 5 exons. Gene Ontology annotation, molecular function: endothelin B receptor binding; hormone activity. NCBI's taxonomy places the organism in Eukaryota, Metazoa, Chordata, Aves, Charadriiformes, Laridae. The record is from RefSeq and is a predicted model, not a curated record.